Molecule: messenger RNA, 1587 nt
Organism: Brassica napus (rape)
Lineage: Eukaryota; Viridiplantae; Streptophyta; Magnoliopsida; Brassicales; Brassicaceae
Product: transcription factor E2FC
Exons: 13
Coding region: 229-1362 (377 amino acids)
Biological process (GO): regulation of transcription by RNA polymerase II
Cellular component (GO): RNA polymerase II transcription regulator complex
Molecular function (GO): protein dimerization activity; RNA polymerase II cis-regulatory region sequence-specific DNA binding; DNA-binding transcription factor activity, RNA polymerase II-specific
Source: RefSeq, a predicted model, not a curated record
AUCCAACAACAAGUCUUUCGGCCACCGCUCUUUUCACAAUUUUGAUUUUUCACUAAAAAUUUAAUUUUUAUUUCGUUUUUAACAAAGCAAAAAGGAUCAUUGUAUCCCAAUCCCCCCCCUUCCUUCCUUCCCGCUGUUUCCUCUCUUCUUUCCCUCCGACUAACCUAACCGAAGAUUCUCGCCGCGAAAUCGAAAUUUACUUCCUCCGACGACGGAGAUUCUCCACAGAUGGCGGCGACAUCUAAAUCCGGGGAAGAUCCGAGUCUCUCGUACAAGCACCGAUCUCCUUUCCGCUUCGAACUAAUCCACUCUCCCUCACCCACUGAUCCGCUUCACUCUUCCUCCACGAAUCGGCCGCUCUCAGUUCCUCAGCCGCAAAUUCAAGCUCACUGGGACGAGUCCUUCUCCCCAAUCCCAAUCACUCAGAAACUCAAAAGUAGAAAGAAUCAUUCCAUUUCGAGUUCAAGCAUGCCUGGAGAAACCAUUGAUAUAGCCAAAGUCAUUGUCAAGCAAGAAUCUCCUCAAGACAACACUAAACGUGGAACCAAGUCAAAGGUUACUAAACUGUCCAAAUCUGUUAAGCGAGAAGGGCUACAGCUUAGUGGCCCUAAUGGAAGUAAUAACUGUCGUUAUGAUAGUUCUCUAGGGUUGUUGACAAAGAAAUUCGUCAAUUUGAUCCGCGAAGCUGAGGAUGGAUCACUUGACCUUAACUAUUGUGCUGAUGUCUUGGAGGUACAAAAAAGAAGGAUAUAUGAUAUUACAAAUGUCCUUGAAGGAGUUGGAUUGAUUGAGAAAACUACAAAGAACCAUAUCCGCUGGAAGGGUGCUGACAAUCUUGGACAGUUGGAACUGGGAAAUCAAAUUUCUAGGCUUAAGGUUCAUAACCCACAUACGGCUUUAUUCUACAUUUUAGAAGUAGAAAGUAUGCAAUCUGAGGAAAACAGGUUGGAUGACCUUAUAAGGGAAAGACAAGAAGCUCUCAGAUCCUUGGAAGAAGAUGAACAUUGUAAAAGGUACAUGUUUAUGACGGAGGAAGAUAUAACCAGCCUCCCAUGCUUUCAGAACCAGACACUGCUGGCAAUUAAAGCUCCUACAGCUAGUUGCAUCGAAGUUCCAGAUCCUGAUGAGGUGAUGAGUUUUCCACAGAGACAAUACCGGAUGGUGAUUAGGAGUAGGAUGGGACCAAUUGAUGUCUACCUUCUAAGCAAACACAAAGGAGACAGUAGUAUGGAAACAGAUGAGUCUGCAGUGGAUACUUCUUCCUUGAAAAUAGUAACUUCAGAUACUGAUUUAAAAACAGAUUACUGGUUCGAGUCAGGUGAAGAAGUGACCCUCACAGAUUUAUGGAACAACUUUUGCUGAGAGUUAAGUUAUUGAAAACUUCAAGUUCCAAUUUCUGGAGGAGGACAUGUUACUUUUUCCUACGUUGUAUGAGCCAGAAUCCUUAUAGUUUUGCGGGGUUUUUUUCUUUUUCUCUUUUUAAAAUAAAAUAUGAAAUAUUCUAAUGUCAAGAUAUAUACUUGUCUGGACAAUCAUGUGAUAAAACUUGUAUAUUAUCAAAAAAAUACUAUCUAAUUAGUUUUGGCC